This is a messenger RNA of Stegostoma tigrinum, 1477 nucleotides long. Its product is annotated as cytokine receptor common subunit gamma-like. Gene Ontology annotation, cellular component: external side of plasma membrane. The record is from RefSeq and is a predicted model, not a curated record. Gene Ontology annotation, biological process: cytokine-mediated signaling pathway. Lineage: Eukaryota; Metazoa; Chordata; Chondrichthyes; Orectolobiformes; Stegostomatidae. Bases 23 to 1477 code for a protein of 484 amino acids. The transcript has 10 exons. Gene Ontology annotation, molecular function: cytokine receptor activity; protein binding.
AAAAUCACUUCAUUGCUCGAAAAUGACUUUGAUGUUUCCUCUUUGUGUGACCUUCCUCAUAAGUUUGCCGCAGAUGGAUGCUCAGUCCUCCAAGAAAGGAAAAGGUACGAUUGAUAAGCAGGUGAAUUGUAUUUAUCACAAUAUGGAGUACGUAAGCUGCACAUGGAAAUUGAAGGAAGGACCUGCUCAUGGUGUCAAUAGCACAUUUUAUUAUGGGUUUGCAAAGUCUGACUUCCACAAAAAAUUAUGCAGCUUGAAUAAACAGAACCAAAGUUGUGAAUUGAGAAAGAGAAAGAAAGCACACAAGUGGCUAUGGUUAUAUAUAACAACUUUGAACAAUUUCACAUUGCUGGCAGUGAACAGCUUCCGACUUCAAAACCAUGGACCACAUAGAUUGAUAAAUGAAGAAACAAACACAUCCAAUCUGAAUUGUACAUAUUAUGAUAAUGGAAAUCUCAAUUGUAUGUGGGCACAAGACAAUGAUACAGUGUAUCAUAGCGAAUAUGAAGUUAAUUACAUGCUCUCAGAAACACCCUUGCAAAUGAAACAAUGCAAUGGAUAUUUGCAGACUCAAGGAUUCAAUGGCAGCUGCCUUUUAUUUGAGGAUUCAAACGUUUUUACAUCCAACUGGUUCUAUGUAUACAUCAUUGAUUCCAACAAUUACACCAUUGUGAAACCGCACACAUUUGUGCUUGUGGAAGAAGUUAAACUGAGUCCACCCCACAAUCUGAGUGCUAAACUUAUUGGAAAGGAGACGAUUUUGUUGACUUGGAAUUUACCAACAAACCAGAAACGAGAGUGGCUUCAGUAUGCGAUGAGAUACAAAAGCAACAUGGAUCCAAAUUGGAAGGUUGAAGAAUUUCAAAGACAAUCAUUUAAAUUGACAAGUGUUGAUCCGACAAAGUACUACACUUUUCAUUUAAGGUCCCGGUUGAAUCAUAUGUAUGCACAGAAAUGUUACUGGAGUGAAUGGGGACCCAUGCUUAUUUGGAGGCAAACAAUUGUAGCAGACCCACCAAGGUUCAAUUCCUUUAUUAUGAUUUUAGUACUGGCUGCAGUUCUGGGCAUUGUCAUAGUUGGAUGCGUGUUGUAUAAAGUGAAGAGAGUAAAUACUCAUAUUAUACCAGGAAUACCAGACCCAAAGCAUUCAUUUGUGGAGCUCUUUGAGGACUACAAUGGAAACUUCCAGGAGUGGAUUGGUGUAUCUAAGUAUCUAACGACAGAUUCGCGAUCUGAGUGUAUUCCAGUGGAAUGCCAAAUUGAAGAGGAACCAGAGAAGCUGAAAUUAAAGCAGGAGGACUCUCAACUGCCUCCAUUAGACAAGAUUGGGAUGAGUGAUUCAGUCUUUGAAAGCAUUAAUGAGGACAAGGAAAAGUCUGUUAAUGAUGCAGCAAAUUCACAAUUACUGGCUCCAGAGAAUGCAGUGAUCGAUAUGUCCAAGGUGAUUGUGGAUGAAAAUAUGUAUGUAAGACUAUGA